GACGUAUUUGUAAAAAUGGACGGCUUCGUUCAAAUUCGUUGAACAUGCUCCCUUCCUGUGGACUUUACUCUGGUAUAAUCAUUAAUACGCAGAGUAUUAGGGCCCUAACUAAUACACAGAAAGCUCAUUGAAGUUUUUAAUCAAAUUCAAACCCACAAUUCAUUUUGUGUUCGAUGUUAAUCCAGUUAAUAGAGCGACAUCGAUGUGUAGUGCUGAGAUGUCCAGCGGGUUGGGACACGGCCCAACGGCGCCACUGUUUGAAAUCUCUGGGUUGUUGUUCCGUGUUUGUUGUGUAGAGUCAAAGUUUUCGACACAUUUCCCCGGAUAAAAUUAAUCACAAACCCAUUUGUGGGCAGCCAUGGGUGUUCAGGAUUUGUGGUCUAUCGUCGAACCUGUUCGUGAGUCGGUGCCGCUUUACAGUCUGACUGGAAAGACUCUGGCAGUGGACCUGAGUUUAUGGGUGUGCGAGGCCCAGCAUGUCCAGGCAAUGAUGGGGAGAGUAACCAAGCCCCACCUGAGAAAUUUAUUUUUCAGGGUGUCAUCCCUCACCCUCAUGGGGGUAAAGCUGGUCUUUGUGAUGGAAGGUGAAGCCCCCAAGAUUAAAGCAGAAACCAUGAACAAGAGGACAGAAACAAGAUAUGGAGGAUUCAAAAAGGCUCCUGCGUCCAAACCUAAACCCUCAAGAAACCCCAGCAGAGGGCGCUUUAAUGCUGUGCUGAGAGAGUGUGCAGAGAUGUUGGACAAUAUGGGUAUGCCGUGGUUGACAGCAGCUGGAGAGGCUGAGGCCAUGUGUGCCUACCUGGACUCUCAGGGUCUGGUGGAUGGCUGCAUCACUAAUGAUGGAGAUGCAUUCUUGUAUGGAGCACAGACUGUGUACAGGAACUUCAACAUGAACAGUAAAGACCCCCAGGUUGAGUGUUACAGGACCUCCAGGAUACAAACAGAGUUACACCUCUCCAGAGAGAACCUUGUUGGUCUAGCCAUCCUCCUCGGCUGUGAUUAUAUUCCCAAAGGGAUAUUAGGUGUUGGUAAAGAGCAUGCGCUGAGGCUUAUCCAGAUGCUGAAAGGACAAUCACUUCUGCAGAGGUUCAUCCAGUGGAAGGAGGAGAAUACAGAGGUGUUUGAGGGAGUUGUGAAGAAGGUCGCUCACUGCCACAUAUGUCGACAUCCUGGUUCAGCAAAAGCACAUGAGCGAGGCGGCUGCCUGCUUUGUAACAGUAAACACUUCUGUCAACCUCAGGACUUUGACUACCAGUGUCCCUGUGACUGGCAUCGCAAUGAACAGACCCGCCAGGCCUUGUCUCUAGAGACAAAUAUCAGGAAAAAAACUCUGGCAAGCCAAAAAUUCCCUUUCACAGAGAUCAUUCAAGAGUUUCUAAUCUCCAAGGAUAAGCCUGUGUCACAUUUCAAGAGGAGGCAGCCAAACAUGCUCUUAAUGCAGAAAUUUGCCCUCCAAAAGAUGGAGUGGCCGAAGCACUACACCAGUGAGAAGGUUUUAGUCUUGAUGACCUAUGCAGAGCUGAUGAACAGAAAGUAUGGGAGAGAAUCCUCCUCCCAAAUCAAGCCUCUCAGAAUUUUAAAACCAAGAGUGAGGAGUUCAGUUGCCUGCUUUGAGAUCAUCUGGAGCACACCAGAUCAUUUCGUGUUUCCUGAGGAUCGGCCUGCAGACGAUCAACACGAGGUGAGGACGGUGGAGGAAGAGUCUCUAUUCUGCGUGGCCUUCCCUGAGGUGGUGGAAAAAUACCUGAGAGACAAAGCUCAGGCUGAAGAGAACAAGACCAAGAAGAGGAAGCCUAGGAGCAAAAAGGAGAAGCCAGCUGCCGUCUCUGAUGGUAUUUCGGACCUCUUGGCUCAGAUGACUCUCCAGAGUUCCUCCAACUCUCCUCCACAAACGCUACCCCCUGUCAGUUCCAACCCAGAGGAAGCAGAAAUGCUGGUUUUGGACACUCCAGUAAAACAUGAUCAGCAACAAAAGUCAAUAGACGGCCACAGCGCCAUGAUUGAUUUAACCCAAACUCCUGUUUCUCAUGCUGAACCAGAGGCUGCUGCUUCUCCUUCCGUCUCUGUGCUUAUUGACGCUCUACACCUGAGCGAUAUAAACUGGGACGCCACGUCCUUCACGUCCUCUCCGACUCCACAAUCGGCUGCAAACCACAAGACAGAGCCUGAGCCAAGCAAAACCACAGACGGAAAUGUGAAGGAGGAGGAGAAGAGCCAGAACAACAAUAGUGAUGUCAAAGAAACUGAGUUCAGAUCUGCUCCAGACUCGAGCUACACAGAGUGUUCUCUCAGGGAGAGGCUUUUAAUGAGGAACAUCGCUAAAGAGUUAGCCCCUCUGAAGCAUGUUUCUUCUUUUAUCUCUAAAUCCAAUGGACAGAUCACCAGCAAAGAAAGCAACAACAGUAAAAUACCCAGGAAGGAAUCUGUUGUUUACAAAAAGGAGCCGCUUACUGCAUCAAACAAGACUGAAACAGAAACCCACAACUCAAAAGAGCAGCUGGUUUCCACCGUACAAACUCAAAUUAGGACAAAAGACUCAUGUAAUGUCUCCCUAAAGCCUCCUCAGAAGUAUAAAUUUGUCAAAAAAGCUGCUUCAUCAUCAGCUGUUCAAAAACAGAGGUGCCAGUCUGACCUCAGUGAAAGGGACAAGGACAAGGGCAUGCCAGAAACCACAAAGAAGAGUGUGUGCAUGCGUGUGUGCUCAUCCAGCGAGGACAGUGAUGCAGAGAACCAGAAGUCUGGACCUCAAAGAAAAUCCAAGAUCAAGACUGUGAACAAGAUUAUGAGCUGGGCCCUCUCUGACGUCUCCCUGAAACCUGUUUCUGGACCCAAAACAGCCAAAACAGCUCACAGCGUCUAUUCAUCGCUAAUACCAAAACCCAGGAGCCACAGUGUAGACACUGAAAUAAACAACCAACCUUUGCCAGCAAGAAGCAAAUGUCCGCUUGUAUCUCCAGUUAACGUGGAUGCUGAUAUUUUCUCUCCAUCUCCGGCUUCACCUGCUGCUCUGUCAGAAAGUGAUGACUCGGUUAUUUGUAAUGAAAGUCCGCUGCCACUCGCUGAGAGGCUGAGACUGAAAUUUCUGAAGUAAGCUGCAUGAUGACAAAAACCUGAGGAGUUUUGUGUCUGGCUGUAAAGGCUUAUUCUUAACACUGGAAGCAAAGAAUAAUGAGCUGAAAACUAACUCUAGAUUUCUACAGAGGACCCAAACCUGAAAAAUUAUGAAGUGUUGUUUUUCCAACAAAUGUGCCACCUGUGAAUGUCUCUGUUUCUCAAGCAUAUCAUUUCUGCUUUUCUGUGUUUUAAUAUUAAAAUAAAUAGAAUGUCUUUGUGCGUUGGACUGUUCAUCAAACAAAUAUAAGAUGACAUUAGUUCAGUUUUCCAUUUUGGUUAUAACUCUUUCCCAAUGAUUUUAAGCUGGUCUUAGAUUUUCUUGGUGGAAA
Messenger RNA from Notolabrus celidotus (New Zealand spotty), 3443 nucleotides. RefSeq names its product flap endonuclease GEN homolog 1 (gene gen1). The record is from RefSeq and is a predicted model, not a curated record. NCBI's taxonomy places the organism in Eukaryota, Metazoa, Chordata, Actinopteri, Labriformes, Labridae. The coding region runs from base 359 to 3091 and encodes 910 amino acids. Gene Ontology annotation, molecular function: four-way junction DNA binding; 5'-flap endonuclease activity. The transcript has 13 exons.